AUGAACGGCGAGGAGGUGAGUGCACCCCAGGGGGAAAUGGCUGAGGAAGCGGAAAUCCAAAGCGGAGACGACAUGAACUAUCAAAACUCUACCGAAAGAACAGAUGACUUAAUCGGAUCGCAGAGCAUGAUGGAGAAGCAGGAUGGUGAUGAUGAUGAGGAUGACAUGGAGGAUGCUGAUAAUGAUGAGAAUGAUGCUGAGGAGGAGGGAAUUUCCAAGAAAGAAUCCAAUCCAUCAGAUGAUCCCCAUCGCAAGGAUGAAUCGAGCAACGUCAAGGUAGAAGAGGAUCCAACCGGCAAUAAUUCCAUUGAUAACAAUUCCCCUUACGUGAACCACAGUGCGCAUGGGGGUAUAAAUCAGUUGGGUAUCAGUCAAAUAGAUGAAGCCGCCAAUGUACAUGUGAAUAGCAAAAAGGGGGAAGAAGUUCCCCCAGGGAGCCAAGAAUGGAUAAAGGCGAAUGUUGAAGAAGCGCAGGGAGGUAUACCCUUGAACGGGGGUAUGAGCGGGGAGCUGAACGGGGAGCUGAAUGUGGAAGGCGGGGCGAAAGAUGAACAAGUGAAUCCUUCAGAAAAUCUCCAUGAAAUCCCCAGUGAAGGGAGCAAAAACGCGCACGCAAAGCAAAAUCAGGAACAUGAACCAGUCUUCAUGAGGCCUUCGAACACCUACCUGCGAAAUAUCGUAAAGAAACAAUCUCCGAACAUAAAAAAUAGUAUUCAUAAUUUAAAUUUCCCAAAUGUAAACUCCAUGACAUUCGAUCCAUAUUAUGGUGGAGAAGGGGGAAAGAUUUCUGUCGGUGGAGCUGAUGGGUCGGUGAUUAAAAACACUCAGUUACCAAGUGGAGCCACCAUGAUGUAUUCCACUAACAUUGCGGAAGAAGAUCUCCACCAUAUUUACAAUCUCCUAAAUGGUGAACUAACAAAAUCUCCAGACAAUGAUAAAGAGAUUCACCGAGUGAAGGAUGAAAUUAUAAGCCUGCAGAGGAAUAACCCAACUGAAGUACUCACCUUGCAAAGGUGUUACGCUAGUGUAAGAGGAAAUAAAAAGUUAAUAGAUGUAUUGUUUGGUUUGAUAGGAGGUGGUAAUGUGGAAGCUCCUAACAAAUGGGAUUAUUCCUUCAGCCACGGAAUGCCAAUGAAUUAUUUAAGUUACGAUACGGUUAACAAUAUGCAUCAGAUGUGGAGACAAGAAGUUUCAGGUUGGGGUGGAGCACAAAGGAAUUUCUUCCCUUUGAAUGGGUUUGACUGUUCAGCUAGCCAAGGAAGGGGAGUUGCUCAAAACUGGGAAAAGGAAAAAAAACAAAAACAAAAUCACAUAGGUAGUUGCGAAGUAAAUGAGUAUGCCAAUAUGAGAGGGGGAGAUCCACUAACAAAUGGAGGAGGAGGAGGAGUAUUAUCAGGAGAGGUUAAUCCCAUUCAGUGGAAUAUUCACCCCCAAGGAUUGCAUACCCAUGGGGGAGUAGCACCAUGGAUUUCCCCUCCAUCCAUGGUGUACGGUAAGCAUGCCCCGGCAGAACAGACGAUAGGUGGUACUCCAUGGGGAGCAAGUGGAAUGAAAGACUACAACCCACAUGUGAACACUUUUGAAUGGUUAAAUCAGAAUGUUCAAACUAAGAAUGAAAAAUAUAAAGGAAGUUCCUUGGGUGUAGAUUAUUACAACCCAUUAUCAGAGGGAGGAAGGAAUACCAUAGACUGGAAUAACACAGGGCAGGGAUCCAAAGCAAAUCACCAGCAAGGAUUCAGCAACAUGUAUAAAUGUGUAAGCUGCAAGAACAAGUGCUCUCAUGUAUACUACAUUUUAAAACCGAACAACGUUAAAAAAAUAUCGUAUGGAGUACUGGAUAAAUGUGUUUGGUGUAAGAGUUGUUUCAAUUCUAGUAUGUACCCAAGCAUUCUGAACAGAUCAAAUUUUGUCAAGGUAAAUAUACCCUACAGUUUUGUUGGCAACGAUUGGAGUGUUGCUGAGGUAGAGAAACUCAUCGAUGGAAUUAGCAAGUAUAAAAAUGAUUGGCAAAAAAUUAGCGAAUUUAUAGGAACCAAAAAUCCAUAUGAAUGUAUUUUUAAAUUUACAUCUAUGCCACUCUCCAAUCCUUACUUCGAUAUUGAUAACCUUUUCAACAUCAAUAAUGUUUCUUUCAAAUCUUUUAAACAAAACAACACUCUCCUGUCCUUACUCUCCUUCAUAUGUAACUACAUAAGUCCCUACAUCGGGGCAUACGCGGCGAAGAAAAUCGUGGAUUUUAUUCUUAAUAAGAAGCGUGAAUGUGUCGCCAGGGAGAAGGAGAAGGAACAGAGCGAGGAGUGCAAAAAACAAGGACAGUGGGAGAAGCGGGAGAACCCAGAUGUCCAAAGGGGGGAAAUCAAAAUGGAAAAUUUCGAGGCGCAUCAAUCUAAGGGGGAGCCCUCCUCUGAAGACCACGCGCCGGAUGAAGAUCCAAAUGAAGCAAAUGUCAAGGCGGCAGAGUCGGUGAAAGCAGAAGCGGAAGGAGCCUCAGAACAUAAGACAAGCGAUGAGGCCCUUCCAGAGGAGCAACAUGACGAUGUGCCCAAGAAGGAAAAUGAAGAGACAGGCCUAAAUGUGUCCGAAUCGGCAAACGUGCCAGAUGUGGCAAACGUGAAAAACGCAACAAACGUGGGAGAAGAAGAUACGGCGAACCACCAAAUGAACAACAACGCGGAGAUUAAAACCGAAAGGGGACAAGAUCCCAACAUGCCGCCCGAGGGCAAUCCCGACUUCGUACCACUGAACAUUAACCUCCCGCCAAAGGACAGUGCCUCUUCCACGUACAUACUGAAUGAGAAGGAUAUGCAAGAAAUACACAACACAAUUAUUAAUGCAUCGAAGAAGAGGGCCCAACAGUUGGCAGAUCUCGAGAGGCACAACGUUAGGAAGCUCCUGAAGGAACUCGCCCUGAUAAGCACCAGGAAGGUGAAGCUAAAGCUGAAGCAAUACCAGUACUUACAACAUUAUUUUGAAAUGCAGAACAAGCAAAUGGAGCGGAAGAGAGCGCGCCACGGUGAUGAAGCAACGGCAGAAAAAGACGAACAAAACAACGCAAACGAAGAUAACGAAGAUAACGAAGAAAAGGAAGAAAAGGAAGAAAAGGAAGAAAAGGAAGAUAAGGAAGAAAAGGAACAGAAGGAAAAGAGUGAAGAGAAUGAGAAGGAUACACACGACGCGCCGGAUGAGUAG
Molecule: messenger RNA, 3189 nt
Organism: Plasmodium knowlesi strain H
Lineage: Eukaryota; Apicomplexa; Aconoidasida; Haemosporida; Plasmodiidae
Product: DNA-binding protein, putative
Exons: 2
Coding region: 1-3189 (1062 amino acids)
Source: RefSeq, a predicted model, not a curated record